Messenger RNA from Alternaria alternata, 2272 nucleotides. Its product is annotated as MFS general substrate transporter. The coding region runs from base 385 to 2181 and encodes 598 amino acids. Gene Ontology annotation, biological process: transmembrane transport. The record is from RefSeq and is a predicted model, not a curated record. The transcript is spliced from 4 exons. Gene Ontology annotation, molecular function: transmembrane transporter activity. Lineage: Eukaryota; Fungi; Ascomycota; Dothideomycetes; Pleosporales; Pleosporaceae.
ACCGCAUAAUUAAUCGCAUCGAGUCGCUUCUCCUUUCGGCCCGGGAGAUAAUGUCCACCGACGCACCGAGGAUGCUGAACUACGUUGUGGGGCACGCGACCCACGGAGAUUCGUUCUACGGCUGCUUAAACCCGAAGGCGACACUCCGUUCUAGUAGCGAAGUUCGCCGUAUACACGACCUUUUUAAAACUACUUUAAUCGCUUGGCUUUGCACCGAGCUAUACUAAUUCCUUCACCCAAAUCUUUCUUUAUACUUAAGAGACGCGGAAUAUCUACUGGACUAUACUUGGGUUUCCAACUCUCGUAUCACUAAUCUUAAUCUGCUAUACGGAACACGACACGGUCUCUAGCCUUCGCGGACGACAAUUUUAGCUUCGCAUAGACAUGGAGAGUUCGAGGCAAUCGCGACCUCAGAGGGCAUCCAGAAGUCGGUCAAGAUCCCGACCACGGCGAUCCGACAACGCACCACUACACCGUAUUCUGUCCAGCCAAUUUCCGGAUGAUCAUUCCGUAUACCACCAUGAAGAUGGAGAAGGAAUUCACGUCGACUCUGAUGCCAGUUCGUUGCACAAGACCGAGACUGAAAGAAGAGAUGCAAACACGGCCAGUAGCGACGAUGACGACAGUGGCGAUGACGUAGACGAGAAGGAAGCAAAAGAUGAUACCACUCACGAGGAAGAGACGACUUACGAAGAGAUACGAGGGGGUAUUCCAUAUGAACAUGAUGUUGAAGCAUCACCACCAUUGGAAAAGAAGAAGUCUACGCGGUCGGUCAAAGAUCCGAAUCUGGUUACAUGGGAUUCAGAAAACGAUCCUAGUAAUCCGAAGAAUUGGUCUAUGAAACGGAAAUGGGCAGCGACCCUGAUUGUUUCCUGCUUUACCCUUGUCUCACCAAUAUCGUCGUCCAUGAUAUCGCCCGCUCUAAGUAGCAUAAGUUCUGACUUCGGUAUCACGAAUGAAGUCGAAGCUCAACUCACCCUGUCCAUUUUCGUCCUAGCAUAUGCGAUUGGACCGCUAUUCUUGGGCCCUUUGUCUGAGAUCUACGGCCGCGUUCUCGUCCUACAGCUAUCUAACCUAUUCUACUUGGCUUGGAACCUGGGUUGUGGAUUUGCUCAAACGUCUGGUCAGCUCAUGGCAUUCCGAUUCUUCAGUGGCCUAGGCGGAUCUGCGCCGUUGGCCAUUGGUGGUGGCGUUCUUAGCGAUGUUUUCCUGGCAGACCAGCGUGGCCGAGCCAUCUCAAUCUACUCUCUAGCCCCGUUGCUGGGUCCUGCAAUUGGUCCCAUUGCUGGUGGUUUCAUUUCCCAAAACACGACAUGGAGAUGGUGUUUCUACGCCACCACCAUCUUCACCGCAAUGGUUCAAUGUUUCGGCUUCUUCUUCCUCCAAGAAACAUACGCUCCCAAGCUCCUCGAGUGGAAGCGAAACAAGCUACGCAAGGAGACCGGCAACCAACAACUACACACAGAAUUCGAUAGCCCCGACCGCACGCUUGCAACGACGAUCAAAAUCGCCAUGGUGAGACCCUUCAAGCUGCUCGGUACCCAACCCAUCAUCCAGGUGCUUGCAUGCUACAUGGCUUACCUGUACGGACUCAUGUACCUCAUGCUCUCCACCUUCCCCAGCUUAUGGGUCACGCGCUACGGCAUGUCUACGGGCAUCGGUUCGCUAAACUUCAUCUCCAUGGGCGUCGGUUUCUUCCUCGGCACGCAAAUCACCGCUCCGCUCAACGACGCUCUCUACCGCCGCCUAAAGAAGCGCAACAACGGCGUCGGUAAACCAGAAUUCCGUGUUCCUAUCAUGAUUCCUGCAUCGCUGCUCGUUCCUAUUGGCCUCUUCUGGUAUGGCUGGAGUGCACAGGCUCAGGUCCAUUGGAUUAUGCCGAAUAUUGGUGCUGCUAUCUUUUGCGCUGGUGUCAUUAUAGGGUUUCAGUGUAUUCAGACGUAUCUUGUGGAUAGCUAUACGAGGUAUGCGGCGAGUGCUAUUGCGGCUGCGACGGUGCUUAGGUCGUUGGCCGGAUUUGGGUUUCCGUUGUUUGCGCCGGCCAUGUAUAAUAAGUUGGAUUUUGGAUGGGGGAAUAGUGUGCUGGGGUUUAUUGCACUGGCAUUGGGUGUUCCGGCUCCGUUCAUGCUGUGGAGGUUUGGCGAGAAGUUGAGGAGUACUAGUAAAUUCGCGGCUGGCUAGAGCCGAGCGUGAGUGUGGAAGAGGAUAGUAAUACGUAAGAGUGGUAUAUAAGAAAGCUACAAUUUUCUGUAGCACAGCAAGCCAUGCCAUG